Molecule: messenger RNA, 975 nt
Organism: Clonostachys rhizophaga
Lineage: Eukaryota; Fungi; Ascomycota; Sordariomycetes; Hypocreales; Bionectriaceae
Source: the annotation of a GenBank genome assembly
AUGGGUUCAACGCUCUCCCAAGUGUGGCCACCAGCGCCAAAGUUCACAGAGCGAGAUGUACCUGAUCAGAGUGGAAAGGUCUUCAUCAUCACAGGCGCAUCCUCGGGCGUCGGCAAAGAGCUGGCUCGACUCGUUUUCGCCCUCAACGCCAAGGUCUACCUCGCCAGCCGCUCCGAAUCAAAAGUACGGCAGGCAAUAUCAGACAUCCAGACAGAGAAUCGCGACUCCAAGGGGCAACUAGAAUUUCUUCAGAUCGAUCUUGAGGACCUUGAAAGUGUGAAGCAAGCCGCCCAAUCGUUCUUGCGAAAGGAAAAGAGGCUGGAUAUGCUUUGGAAUAACGCAGGUGUGAUGAUACCACCGUCCGGGUCGAAGACCAAGCAGGGAUACGAUAUGCAACUGGGUGUUAAUUGUCUUGCCCCGUUUCUUUUCACUCAACUUCUAACUCCGAUCAUGAAAGAGACGGCCAAAGGGGCAGAAACUGGCUCGGUGCGGGUUCUCUGGGUCUCGUCCUCUGCCGCGGAGCUCUUUUCUCCCACUGGCGGUGUUGAUCUAGACAACCUGAACUUCCAAAAGCCGCAGUCGAAUCAUGUUCGAUAUGCUGUUAGCAAGGCUGGCAUGGUGCUUUUGGCGCAAGAGUAUGCUAAACGUCACCGCGAAGAUGGGAUCAUUAGUGUGGCUAUGAACCCAGGGAAUUUGAAGUCAGAGUUGCAGCGACACGUUCCAGGGAUAGUGACAAGAAUCUUCCAUUCAAUGAGCUGGGAGCCAAUCUACGGGGCCUAUACGGAGCUUUACUCGGCGUUCUCUCCUGAUAUUACCGUUCAGAAUUCCGGCUGCUGGGUUAUUCCCUGGGGGCGAUUGGCCCCGGUACGAAAGGAUAUCCGAGAAGCUGGCAUAGGAAUAUCGGAAGGCGGAACUGGGAACGGAGAAAAGUUCUGGGUUUGGUCUGUAAAUGAACUUCGUGCUCACGGGGCCUAA